Molecule: messenger RNA, 1906 nt
Organism: Daphnia carinata
Lineage: Eukaryota; Metazoa; Arthropoda; Branchiopoda; Diplostraca; Daphniidae
Product: Y+L amino acid transporter 2-like
Exons: 10
Coding region: 257-1741 (494 amino acids)
Biological process (GO): amino acid transmembrane transport
Cellular component (GO): membrane
Molecular function (GO): L-amino acid transmembrane transporter activity
Source: RefSeq, a predicted model, not a curated record
AGCAUGACCACUGUCCAUUGCCUUUGCCGUUCCUUUCGUUCGUGUCGACACGCGGUCCAGCUCAGUAGCACGAAAUAUUUACUCCUCCACCGGCGCCAGACGAGCCCCGUUUUUCUACAAGUUUGGUCGCUUGGACAACGUCUACCAAACUUGGGAAUCAGACCGUGUAAAAAAAAAAAAAAGAGAAAGCUAAGCCAAAACUUUGAAAGCUCGACAUCGACAAGUCGUUCGCGUACAGGCCCGUGCGGUCCAGAAGAUGUCAACACGUUGUAAUGAAGAGGAGAUAUUGCCGAUGGCUGGUGGCCGAGACGGUAAUGGGAAUACGGAAAAGAAGAUAGCAAUGGAGCGCCGACUAGGUCUCGUGGACGGAAUAGCAAUGAUUGUCGGCUCCAUCGUUGGGUCGGGCAUAUUCAUUAGCCCGAAAGGUGUUCUUCAAUCUACCGGAUCCGCUGGAUUGUCUAUCAUUGUCUGGGCCUCGUGCGGAUUCAUUUCGUUUGUCGGCGCAAUUUGCUACGCCGAAUUAGGAACGAUGAUAAAUUCCUCGGGCGGAGAUUAUGCGUAUCUAGGUGAAGCCUAUGGUCCGUUACCUGCCUUCCUUUACCUGUGGGCCGCUCUGCUCAUUAUUAUUCCCGUAUCAAAUGCCAUUAUAGCAUUGGCUUUUGCUAACUAUAUUCUGCAGCCAAUAUGGGGUGCUUGUUCGCCCUCUGAUUCAGCUGUUCGGCUUGUCGCCGCCUUCGCCGUCGGUGUACUGGCAUACAUUAACUGUUGUAAUAUGCGAUGGGUCGCUAAGUUGCAAACUAUUUUCAUGGCUGCAAAAGUAAUUGCCUUGGGAUUGGUCAUAUCAACCGGAUGCAUAGCUUAUUUUAUUCAAGGUGAAAGCCGAGGGUUUCGAAAACCGUUUGAAAACACCACGACGGACCCGAGUUUGAUCGCCCUCUCAUUUUAUUCCGGCCUGUUCUCUUUCGCUGGAUGGAAUUGUUUGAAUUUCGUCGCCGAAGAAGUACGAGAGCCUCACAAGAAUCUCCCGAGGGCUAUUUUCAUAUCAAUGCCCAUCAUAACGAUCGUGUACGUGAUGACCAAUGUGGCUUACUUGAUCGUUCUGACGCCGGAAGAAAUAUUGAAUUCUUCCGCUGUUGCAGUGACUUUUGGCGAUCACGUUUAUAGUUCCUUCACAUGGGUGAUACAGGUGCUCGUAGCGAUUUCCGCAUUGGGCACGUUACACAGUAGCAUAUUUAGCUCGUCUCGUAUCUUUUUCGUUGGCGCUCGCAAUGGCCACCUGCCCGGAGCAAUUGCAUUGAUUAGCAUUGACAACCUCACACCCAUUCCUUCCAUCUUAUUCAUGGGAGGCUUGACCAUGAUUAUGCUGGUUGUCACCGACGUCUACGUCUUGAUAAACUAUACCUCAUUUGUGGAAGCCACGUUUGUUGCGGCUGCCGUUGGCGGACUCUUGUGGCUUAGACGCAAAAGGCCAGAUGUUCCUCGUCCUAUCAAAGUGAAUUUGGUAUACCCGAUAGCGUUUUUCGUGGUAUCCAUCUUUCUCGUCUGCUUCCCAGUUUUUUCAAGUCCAAUGGAAGUCGUCACGGCCAUUGGAAUCAUCGUCACGGCUAUUCCGGUUUUCUACCUUUGCAUCGCCCGCAAAAGCAAACCGAAGUGGAUAUCGGCUGCUAGCAAUAAAUGUACCGUGCUUUGCCAAAAGAUUUUCUUAGCCGUACCGGAAAGCAUAGGUGAAAAGACACUUUGAUUUGCGGUUGUUGUUAUUUUGCAUUUGAAAUGAAACCUUCCUAGGUUUAUCUUUUCAUAGUUCCUAUCGUAGUCUGCUGCAACUGUUCUUUCAGAAACCUCAAUGUUACUGUUACGGUUGCAUCAGACGGAAGUGGUAUUUCAUAAAAUAUACGAUGUGGAAACU